AAAGCGUUUAUAGGAUUUUUCAUUGUGGUGAGUUGAUUCACAGGUCUCUAGUAUCCGUGAAAGCAAAUCAGAUGAUAGGCGGUUCUCAAUCUUCACCGGUACAAAGAGGCUGCAUUUGAGGGCAGAAUCGAGCGAUGAUCGACUCGCUUGGGUGGAAGCAUUGCAGGCCGUGAAAGAUAUGUUUCCGCGGAUUUCCAACAGUGAAUUGAUGGCUCCGGUAGACAAUGUAGCGGUGUCUACUGAGAAAUUGAGGCAGCGCCUGGCCGAAGAGGGUGUUAAGGAGGCAGUCAUUCAGGAAAGUGAACAGAUUAUGAAGACAGAGUUUGCUGCAUUGCAUGACCAGCUUCUUCUGCUCAAGCAGAAACAGUGGCUCCUAAUUGACACGCUACGACAGUUAGAGACAGAAAAGGUAGAUUUGGAGAAUACAGUGGUCGAUGAGAGCCGACAGUUCAAAGAUUCUGGAGCUUCCUCUAGAUCAAGACAAGACAAAUUUAGUGAAGGAAGUGCAACUGAAUCUGAUGAUGAUAAUGAAAGAGUUGAUGCUGCAGAAGAAGAAACGGAUGAAGAGGACAAUGCUUUCUUUGAUACGCGUGAUUUUCUAUCAUCAAGUUCUUUCAAAAGUAAUGGGUCUGAUUAUCGGAUAUCUUCCGUCUCUUCAGAUGAUGAUGGCUUGUAUGCCAUUGAAUCUGAAGAUGGUACAGAUCCAGCACUCAGAGCUGAUUUUCCAUUUGUCAAGCGACGUAAGAAAUUGCCUGACCCUGUGGAGAAAGAGAAGUGUGUUAGUCUUUGGUCGAUGAUUAAGGACAACAUUGGGAAGGACCUCACGAAAAUCUGUCUCCCUGUAUACUUCAAUGAGCCUCUAUCUUCUCUACAAAAAUGUUUUGAGGAUUUGGAAUAUUCAUACCUCCUUGAUCGAGCAUAUGAAUGGGGCAAAAGGGGUAAUAGCCUUAUGAGGAUUCUUAAUGUGGCUGCUUUUGCUGUAUCUGGAUAUGCUUCAACUGAAGGAAGGAUGUGCAAACCGUUCAAUCCAUUAUUAGGGGAAACAUAUGAGGCUGACUAUCCAGAUAAAGGCCUUCGGUUUUUCUCAGAGAAGGUUAGUCAUCACCCCAUGAUUAUUGCUUGCCAUUGUGAGGGUAGAGGAUGGAAAUUCUAUGGAGAUAGUAAUUUGAAAAGCAAAUUCUGGGGCCGCUCAAUUCAGCUUGAUCCUGUUGGUGUUCUGACCUUGGAAUUUGAUGAUGGUGAAAUUCUUCAAUGGAGUAAAGUUACAACUUCCAUUUACAACCUCAUAUUAGGAAAGCUUUACUGUGAUCACUACGGUACCAUGCGAAUACAGGGAAAGCAUGAAUAUCAAUGUAGGCUGAAAUUUAAGGAGCAGUCUAUCAUUGACCGAAAUCCUCACCAGGUACAAGGUAUAGUUCAAGAUAAGCAUGGGAAAACAGUGGCAACGUUGUUUGGAAAAUGGGAUGAGAGCAUGCAUUAUGUUAAUGGAGACUGUUCAGGGAAGGGAAAAUUCGAGUCUUUAUCUGAUGCCCGCCUGCUCUGGAAGAGGAGCAAGCCACCUAAGUUCCCUACUAGAUAUAACUUAACACGCUUUGCCAUCACCAUGAACGAACUCUUGCCUGGAUUGAAGGAGAAGUUGCCCCCAACAGAUUCAAGGCUCAGACCAGAUCAAAGGUAUCUGGAAAAUGGGGAAUAUGAAAUGGCAAAUUCUGAGAAGUUGAGGCUAGAGCAGAGGCAACGGCAGGCUCGAAAGAUGCAAGAAAGUGGUUGGAAACCGCAGUGGUUUGCAAAGGAUAAAGCAAGCGAUACUUACCGGUAUACUGGUGGAUAUUGGGAGGCAAGAGAACGAAGAAAUUGGGAUGGUUGUCCCGAUAUUUUUGGCCAAGUUCCUUCUGAACAACUUGACUAAUAGUCAGUUCAUUGCUCUCUAGUUUUACCAAUUCUUUUCCAUUUUUUCCCCUAUGGGGUGGUGAAUACUGCUCUGAUUCAAAGCAGUUAAGCGCCUCCCAUGGUUUGCAUAUAAGUAAAUUGAAUGAAAGGUCUGGGCAGGUAAUAAAAUCAAAUUUUUUUUUUCCUCCGUCCCAGCAUUCCAUCUUUGUAUAUCUGAUGAGUUAGUUUUUUAUAUUCGAGUGUUUGAAGAAGCUCAGCCAGUUUGGUUCUUUCUUGUCGUUGAACCAAAUCGACAACCGAACUGCACAUCUAUUAUGUAAUAUCGAGGAACCCAUUCAUAUAGCUUGUGCAUCUUGAUCA
Molecule: messenger RNA, 2250 nt
Organism: Rosa rugosa (rugosa rose)
Lineage: Eukaryota; Viridiplantae; Streptophyta; Magnoliopsida; Rosales; Rosaceae
Product: oxysterol-binding protein-related protein 1C-like
Exons: 9
Coding region: 179-1909 (576 amino acids)
Cellular component (GO): cytosol; membrane; intracellular membrane-bounded organelle
Molecular function (GO): sterol binding
Source: RefSeq, a predicted model, not a curated record